Astyanax mexicanus (Mexican tetra) is the source of this 2044-nucleotide messenger RNA. Its product is annotated as UDP-glucuronosyltransferase 2A2-like. NCBI's taxonomy places the organism in Eukaryota, Metazoa, Chordata, Actinopteri, Characiformes, Acestrorhamphidae. The transcript is spliced from 2 exons. The record is from RefSeq and is a predicted model, not a curated record. Bases 101 to 1675 code for a protein of 524 amino acids. Gene Ontology annotation, molecular function: UDP-glycosyltransferase activity.
AAAGCGUUUCCACUACAGACUGUAUCCAGUUCCUCUCCUGCACCUGAGGAUCUUGAGUGCCAGGUGGGAUUUGCUGGGAUUAGUUUGGUUGUGAAAGAAGAUGCAUCAUUCAGGACUCCUGACGCUGUUGUCCCUUUUAUCGGUCAUAGAUGGAGCCUACUGUGGUAAAAUCUUGGUAUUUCCUGUUGAUGGAAGCCAUUGGAUUAACAUGGAAAUUCUCAUAGUGGAACUACAUUCAAGAGGACAUGAAUUAACUGUAAUCCGCGGAUCAAAUUGCUGGCGGAUCAAAGAAGAGUCUCCCUACUACACUUCUCUCACGUUUGACAUAGGCAAAUUUGACGAUGAGUUCUUCAACGGCUUUAUAGUGAACUUGCUGCAAAUACGAAGAGAAAAAAGAUACUUCUGGGACCAAGACAUGCUCGGACUGGACAUACUGAAGAUCAUUUCUAAUUACCAUCAGGAGGUUUGCAAUAUGACUGCUAUGAUUUUUGAUAAUGAGACUCUCAUGAAUUUUUUCCAGGAUGCCAAAUAUGAUCUGAUGCUGACUGACCCUUCUUUUGGAGGUGGUGUACUACUGGCACACAGACUUGGCCUACCUCUUGUAUUUAAUGUGCGCUGGACUGUACACGGAGAGGGCCACUUUGACAUUGCCCCCUCACCUCUAUCUUACAUCCCUGUUCCUGGAGCAGAGCUAACAGACAAGAUGACCUUCCUUCAGAGAGUCAAGAAUGUGCUGAUUUACACUGUGACAGUUCAUCAACAGUCAAAAUACUUUGGUGAACCUUACAGGGCCUUCUGUCAUAAAUACUUUGGGCCUGAAGUUGAUUACUUCUCCCUCUUUCAGGAUGCAGAUAUCUGGCUCAUGAGAAAUGACUUCACCUUUGAGUUUCCUCGACCCACUAUGCCAAAUGUGGUUUACAUGGGGGGCUUCCAGUGCAAACCCUCAAAACCACUUCCUAAACACCUGGAUGAUUUUGUCCAGAGUUCAGGGGAGCAUGGGGUCAUCAUCAUGUCUUUAGGGACUGUUUUUGGGAAUCUUUUAAGCGAUGUCGCUGAAGAGAUAGCCGCAGCCUUUGCACAACUACCUCAGAAAGUCAUCUGGAGAUAUACUGGGACACGGCCUGCUAACCUUGGCAAUAACACACUGCUUGUGGACUGGAUGCCCCAGAAUGAUCUUCUUGGACAUCCCAAAACUAAGGUUUUUGUAGCCCAUGGAGGAACCAAUGGUGUUCAGGAAGCAAUUUAUCAUGGAGUGCCAAUUGUAGGUCUACCUUUAGCUUUUGACCAGCCUGAUAAUCUCUCCAGAAUGAGGAAAAAGGGAACCGCUGUAAUUGUGGAUUUUGCUGAGUUGGACAGAACUGUGUUUUUGGAAGCUUUGAAGGAGGUGCUGUAUAAUCCAUCUUACAGUGAGAACAUGAAAACGCUGUCUAGACUGCAUCGAGAUCAGCCCAUGAAGCCUCUGGAUCAUGCAAUCUUCUGGAUUGAAUACGUUAUAAGAAAUGGAGGUGCUCCUCACUUGCGCACACAGUCUUUCAGGAUGUCCUGGUUCACCUACCACUCUGUGGAUGUUAUACUCACUCUGCUGGGAGCUGUCCUGGUUAUUCUGUGGCUGACAUUCUCAUUGAUUAAAUGUCUUUGUUGUAUGCUGAUUCAAAAGAAAAUCAAACGUGAAUAAAAUAGAUGAGUUUAACAUUAUAUUAUUAUUAUUUUAUAACUAUUGGGAGACUUUAGUUUCCAUUUGUAUUAUUGAUUAUUUGUGGAAUAUUAUACUGAUUAAUGCACUAAAUGUAUAAUUGUACAUCAAUGUAUAAUAGUGCAGUAUGUUUAAACACAAAAUGAUUGGAAUAUUCUGCAAAGAAAGAUAGAAUAUGAUUUUUUUAAACAUUAAUGGAACAAUAAGUACCCAAUGAGAUGAGCAAGCAUGUAAAAUGACUACCUCAGUUUGUGUCAGAACACUGGAGAGAGUUGUCUGGACACUAAACCAAUACAGAAUCAUACUCUGUAAGUUGUAAGCUAGCUAAUAAAUCUAUGCUUUUGCAAUGUU